Messenger RNA from Acanthopagrus latus (yellowfin seabream), 3465 nucleotides. Its product is annotated as actin filament-associated protein 1-like 2. Lineage: Eukaryota; Metazoa; Chordata; Actinopteri; Spariformes; Sparidae. Gene Ontology annotation, cellular component: cytosol. The transcript has 16 exons. Bases 1 to 1962 code for a protein of 653 amino acids. Gene Ontology annotation, biological process: inflammatory response; positive regulation of epidermal growth factor receptor signaling pathway; positive regulation of interleukin-8 production. The record is from RefSeq and is a predicted model, not a curated record. Gene Ontology annotation, molecular function: SH3 domain binding; SH2 domain binding.
AUGUCACGUGAUGAUGUCACACAGGGGGCGGGGCCGGAUCGUCAGAGCUGGAGCUGCUUCACACAGAGCAGACAGAUGUUUGGACCUCAGCAGAGACAUGAGACUGAAGAGCAGCAGCUGCUGACAGACAUGGACAAACAGAAAGUGCUGGCCAAGCUGAUCUGGGACCUGCAGUCCUUCCUGUCUGUUCUGGACUCAGAGAACCUGAGUUACAUCGCUCAGGCUCAGAAGAAAUCCAUCUCAGAGCUGCUGUCCAAACUGCAGACGAGCGACACACCUGUGGAAGAUGCUGAGUACAUGAUCAUGAGCUGUCCAUCACUGUCUCCUAGCAACGAGCAGAUAGACACACCUGGGACAGAAGGCGUCCGGUCCUCCGAGCUGGUCUCACACCAGGACUCAUCUGUGUGGCUCAGAAAUGGGGGCCCUGUAGUGCCGCCCCUCCCUCCAGGAGGUCUCGGAGGUGAUGAUGACGAUGAAGAUACCUACGAGGAGGCAGAACCUUACAUAGCUGAAACAAACACAUCUAACGCCGAGAAGGCGGAGUCAGACAGCAGUCACUACGAGUCCUACGGGGAUGAUGAUGAAGAUGAUGAUGAUGAUGAUGAGCCUGUGAAGGACAGAGCUCACUACAUCCAAUGGAGCGCCUCCCAGCCCUGCCUAAGGCCCGCCCCCGAGUCCCGCCUCUGUGGUUACCUGUGGAGGAGGAAGUGGCUCGGACAGUGGACCAAACAGCUGUUCAUCAUCCGGAACGACGUGCUGCUGUGCUAUAAGUGUGCUCAGGACCUGCUCCCUCAGCUGGAGUUGAGUCUGCGCGGCUGUCAGCUCGUCUACAAGUCAAAGUGCAACAGGAAGAUCCAGCACCAGCUCAAACUGGUCCCACUGGGCUCAGAGACUCUGGUUCUGGGAUACAGCACCUACCAGCAGGCCGACGAGUGGAAGAAGGUGAUUGAGGAGGUGAGUGUCGGAGGUGAAGUGGAGACUCGGAGCUCGUUGUCUCUGAUCAGAUCAGAUCAGCUGCUGUCCUGCAGGUCCAGUACAGUCCAGACUGACUCUGAGGAGGAGAAACCUUCAGCCCGCUGCAGCACCGACACACACAGAGGUUACCUGAGUGUGAUGAUGAACUGUCAGUGGCAGAGUUUACUGUGCCAGGUGGAGGCGUCAACACUCAACAUGUUCGGAGAGGAGGAGGAGGAGGACGAGGAGGGAGGGGAGGUGAAGAGGGAGCGCUGCCCUCAGUACACCAUCCAGCUCAGAGGAUGUGACAUCAGAGCUGGACCCGACACGGACCACUCCUACAGGAUCACACUGAGCGUGCUCGGUGACCAGGUGGCGGUGCUGGAGGUGAGCAGCUCAGAAGAAAAGGAGCGGUGGUUAAAGCUGCUGCAGGAUGGAGCUGCCAAUCACAGUCACCAUGACAACAACACACAGGUGCACGCAGGUGGAGGGCUCAGUGGGCUGCAGAUCAGAAAGUUUCCCACUUCUAACACUUACAUGGACGACCCGUUCCACCUGAGUCUAACGGGCCGAGACCAGCCCAUCUACUCCAACACCUCGGUCCUGGAGCACAUGCUCCACAGCUCUCAGGACUCAGUUGGCUGCAGCUCGGUGUCGUCCAGAGACUCAGUGACCUACAGCAACACCGUGUUCACCACACAGAACAGGAGGGUGGUGGAGGUGGAGCGAGGCGUUCAGAAGCUGGAGCUGACCGGGAAGAGGCCGGUGCAGCUGAGGGCGGGGUCAGAGAUCAACCUGGCAUCUGCUGGGAAGCAAAACAAACGCACCUCUUUCAGACAGUCGCUGGCCGUCUGCACUGAGCGUGCUCAGGUGGGUUUCCUGAACCCUCUGCUGCGACGGACGGCCUCGGCUAAAAACUCUCUGAGACGAGCUCCUUCAGCGCUCUUCAUCGAACACGGCAAGGUUUUCCAGAGGAGGAAGGAGUGGGAAACCAAAGCUGCUGCCUGAAACCGAUCAGCACAACCUCCAGUCCUCUCAGCUGAACAUCGUCUGUGGAACUUGAAAGUGACGAACGAAGAGUCUGCAUCACACGUUCAGUCGUCACAUCACAUGUACCAGCUGUGCUUGUGGCAACAAAUCCAGAUACCGUGAGCCGAACCAGAAGGCUGCCGGGCCAGAGACCAGUGUUCCAGGUGGUGUUUCAGUAUUUCUAAGCGUGAAACCACUGGAUAUUUCUAAAGACACAUCUCUUCAUUUCCAGACAGCCUUGUGAUGACAAAACCAGGUUCUUAAAUCUAAACGCUAUCAAGACGAUUUAGAGCCAGAGACCACUGUUCAGGCUGGUGUUUCAACAUCUGUAAGCGUAACACCACUGGAUUUUCAACAGGAUAUCUUUUAGUGUUUGUGUUUUUUUGUUUAUUGUAAAAGACAAAAUCCUUUUGAGUUUUUAAUGAUGCUUAAAGCCAAAAUGUGAUGUUUUGACACGAUUAUUGUUUUAUACCUGAUUCUGACCCGACUGUGAGCUCAGCACUGUGACGAAACCAAGUUCAAAGUUGGAACCUAAAGAAAUGUAAAGCCCCUCUGCAAACUGACCAAACUGACCACAGGUAUAUUUCUAUUAAACCACUAAUCUGGGUUCAUUAAAGGCUGUUCUAUGUCAAUAACAUCAUCACAUUAAUAUAUUAACUAUCCAGUGUACUUCCUGUUGUUGGUGGUGCUUCUUCUUCUUCUUUUUCUUCAUCUCCUCCUCCUCAUCCUCCUGGUUGUUCUUGGUGCUAUGAGGCAGUUACAGCAGCAGGUCAACAUGUUGCUGAUGAUCCAGAGCUCCUCAUGAUGAACUGUGUGUGUGUGUGUGUGUGUGUGUGUGUCAGGUGACAGCUGUGUGGCACUCACACAUUGUUUGAUUUGUUUUAGUUCUGUCUUAUUCAAUCCCACAAACACAAACUCUCUGAUGUAACUGUGUUAAAAACGAUGGUAAAAUGAAAUAAUCAGAUACUUUACUGCAGUAAAAAUACUGUGAAAAUACUCAUCUACAUAUCAAAGACCCACAUGAGUAAAUGUACUUAGUUACUUCCCACUACUGUUGAUAACUGAUCAGUUUCUAUUCUCACAACGAUGGACACAAUGUUUUGAUACAGUCUGACGAACAGUUAUUGAUGAUUAAUGUUUAUUAUCAUGAUGUCACUCAUUUGUAUGAUUUUUUAUAAUUACUUGGUUCUAUAAUAAUCUCAGGAGAAUCUUUCUUUGCUGACUGAACACUGAUCUGUACAAUCAUUAUGUAAUUAUUAAAAACUGAAUUUUGCAUUUAAUUUUCUGUUUUUACCCCUGUGUAUAAAUACUCUGCUCUGAGGAGAAACCCUGCUACACAAUUUUGUUAUAAAAUAAAAGUUUGAGUAUUGGUAUUUAUUAUAUUACAGUAUUGUAGUUAUUGAUGUUUUCAUGCUAACCCCUAUACAUUUAGUUGAUAACUUUGGUUACAAGUUACUUUGCGGGCUAAAGUAUCACAGUUUC